Molecule: messenger RNA, 690 nt
Organism: Lacerta agilis (Sand lizard)
Lineage: Eukaryota; Metazoa; Chordata; Lepidosauria; Squamata; Lacertidae
Product: kallikrein-11-like
Exons: 4
Coding region: 1-690 (229 amino acids)
Biological process (GO): proteolysis
Molecular function (GO): serine-type endopeptidase activity
Source: RefSeq, a predicted model, not a curated record
AUGCUCAGGGGUUUCCACUGCAACAAAAACUCCCAGCCCUGGACAGCAGCACUGUUUGAUGGCUGGAAGUUCCACUGCACGGGGACUCUGAUCGACAGCCAGUGGCUGGUCACCGCUGCUCAGUGCUUCACAAAUCGUUUCUUCUAUGUGAGUCUCGGAGAAAACAGCCUGAUGAGCUUUGAAGGGACAGAGCAGCUGAAGAUCGGAAUCAAGGCAAUCCGGCACCCCUUUUACAACAGCUUCAACAAGGAUAACGACAUCAUGUUGGUCAAACUCCUGACCCCCAUCAGGGUGACCGACAGCGUCCGGCCACUUGCCUUGCCCAGAAACUGUGUUGAUCCUGGCAGCUACUGUGUCCUCGCUGGAUGGGGCACCACCAUUCUGCGGCAAGCCCCAUUAGAGUACGAACCAGACAUCCUCUACUGCGGAAAUAUCACCACUCUGACUGACCAGGAAUGUUUGGCUGUCUAUCCCGCUAUCCACUUGGGGCACAUGCUAUGUGCCACUGUCAAGAUGGGUGGAUCUGAUUCCUGCCAGGGAGACCCUGGCUCACCCCUCGUCUGCGAUAACGCACUGCAAGGCAUCACAUCCUGGGGCUUCGAAAAAUGCUCUGAGGUAGAAACCCCCAGCGUCUUUGUCAAGGUCUGCAACUACAUUAACUGGCUGCGGGAGACAAUGGCUUUGGCUUAA